AUGUCGCUGUCUUCGAUCCGAGGGCGGACUGGGGACCCAUGGACUGACACCUUGUGCCGCUCCCGCUCCCAGUCACCUGCGCUCCGUGUGCCGCUUCGUGCACCACACCGGGUGCUUCGCAGUGCGCCACACUGGCGAGACAGCCCACUGCUGUGCUCUGGGACACGAGGUGUGCUCCUCUUCUCAGUCCUUCGUUUCACCCGACAUGCCCGACAAGAGAAAGGGCAACGGACCGCCAGGGAGGUCGACACCGAGAAGGCAGAUCGAGGAUUUCGAAUCUUGGAGGUCGCCUCAUCGUUUUUGGGUGGGCAGAAGUCACUGGUGAAGGUCGCCAAAUGGGGAAGCCGCGAAGCUUGGCGAACGAUGGUCCGCGAAUUGGCUCCUCAAUCCCCUGAGGGGGAAUACCUUCGUCCAGCAAGCCAGUUGAGGGCAGAGGAUACUGAUUUAGAGCUUCUGGAUCAUGGGCAUGCUGUGUACUUGGGCAAUACCUGUCCAUGGUGUCAUCGUGUUGCGUUAGCUUUGGCCUUGCGCCAAGUGCCAAACCGCUGUGUGGCUCGGGUGCAGCUGCUGGAUGAUCCAGAGCGUGCCUCCCGAGGUGGCUGGGCCUUUGAUUCUUCCAGGGGCUUUGAGGACCCGGUGUUCCAGGCCAAGGACCUGCGUGAGGUCUACGAUCGGGCUGCCGGUGGCUCAGCCGGUUACGUUGGCCGCUGUACUGCGCCCCUACUGGUCGAUCGGCAACGGUCCAAAGCGGUGUCCAACGACAGCAAGGAGAUUGUCCGGAUGAUUGUCACCGCAAAAGCCUCUGCCGCGGAGUUGGAACAAGGCCGUCAAGUGGAUUUGCUUCCCGAAGAGCUGCGCAACGAAAUUGAGGAAACCAAUCGUUGGACCUAUGACCUACUCUCCAAUGCUGUUUAUCGUGCAGGCUUUGCGACCAGCCAGGAGGCCUUUGCCCGUGCUUGUCGUGAUGUUGCUGAAGGCUUGCAGCGGAUUGAGGAGCUGCUGGCAGAGCGAACCUUUUUGUGCGGAGAUCGGAUCACAGAAGCGGACGUCAUGUUGCUGCCAUGUGCAGCACGCUUCGAUGCUGCGUAUGCCAGCCUCUUUCUGCGGGGCUCUUGUGGCCUUUGGCGCGAAGGGCCUCAUAGACGACGCUGGCUCCAGCGCUGCUGGGCACUUCCACGCGUGGCAGAAACGGUUGAUGUGAGGCGCUGCCAAGAAAGCUAUUUCCGGACUCUGUUCCCUUUGAACCCAUCUCAGAUCUUGCCCGUGCCAAGCUUCAACCCAGAUGCUUUGGGGCCCGUGGUUCAGGGCAACUUGGACGAAGACAGCAUCUUUCAUUGGCGAAAGCUCCGCUGA
Molecule: messenger RNA, 1353 nt
Organism: Durusdinium trenchii
Lineage: Eukaryota; Dinophyceae; Suessiales; Symbiodiniaceae
Source: the annotation of a GenBank genome assembly